This is a messenger RNA of Cryptomeria japonica (Japanese cedar), 1730 nucleotides long. RefSeq lists its product as uncharacterized. The record is from RefSeq and is a predicted model, not a curated record. Bases 276 to 1307 code for a protein of 343 amino acids. The transcript has a single exon. Lineage: Eukaryota; Viridiplantae; Streptophyta; Pinopsida; Cupressales; Cupressaceae.
AGUGAUUCAGAGAAUUAGCAAUUUAAGUUUUAUGGCGUGUCAAACAAAAUUAAUGAGGGCAAUGAUACGGAUUCUAUGGUGAAACUCAUUGCAUGAAUGAACCCACUUUACCCUGUGGGGUUUUUCAAUUUUGCUGCUUCUGCAAGCUUCCUUCUGUUAAAAAACUAUAAGUAUACAAACAGAGAUUUGGCUUGAACAGAGGAUCAUUGAUGAAUCAGAGCCAAGAAUAGUUUGACAGUGAAUUGAAGGGCAAUUGACAGAAAUUCAAGUGAGAAAUGGGUCGGAGAAAGAGCAGGAAUACCCAUGAUUUCUUCCUGUUGGAUGUGGCGGGAAUCGCAAGAGAAUCCGCAGCAAUUUUUGUGCAGAAUUUGUCUGUGUUGACAGCAAUUGCAGUGCUGUUGGUAUCCCCUGUUUCUGCUGCAAUUCUUGUCUGCCGCGCCCUCUUUUCCCAUACUUAUAUUGCCCACAAACUGGCACUACGAAUUCGUGACUCUGCUCAUGCAGCCGGAUUCCCCAAUUGGCGCCAUACCCAUCUGAUGUAUCACAAGCUUUCUGAGACAUUGAUUUCUUUCUGGUUCUGUUUUCCUGUUGUCAUCACUUUUUCACUGCUUGCAAGGGCAGCAGUAGCCCACACAGUGGCUUCUAUCUAUGCAGGGGGCAAUAGGCCUUCAUGGAAAAAGCUCAUUCAAGCAAUACCCAGGUUGUGGAAAGGCCUGGUGGUGACUUAUAUAUGGGCUGGUGUACUGGUAAUUGGAACACAUGCUGUGAUUUUGGUGUCAGUGUGUGCAUUUCUGAGAUUGGUGUGCAUUUUGGGCCUUGGUUCUAAAUGGGAAUUUGGGGUUGUUUUGGGAGGAGGGAUUGUUUAUUCCAUUGUUUUUGCCCAUGUCAUGAUUGUCUGCAAUUUGGCCACAAUUGUGUGUGUUAUGGAAGAGUGCAAUUAUGGGAUUCAUGCUGUGUUUAAGGCCCUGUUUUUGAUAGGAGGGAAGACCAGGAUUGCUCUGGUUAUGGCAGUGGUUGUAAACUUGAGUUGGGCAUUUGUGGAAAGGUUGUUUGUGUAUGGAGUGAUGCCAGGCGGUGGUGGAAACAUGAGAUGGGAAGCCCCUCUGCUGGUUUUGAUGUAUUCCAUGGUGGCUGUAAUGGACACUGUAAUGAACUCUGUGUUUUAUUACACCUGCAAGUCAUCUCGUCUGGAGGAUGUUUGCAUAUCUUCUCCCUACUUUCCAAAUUCAUGGCAGAAUAUCUUAUCUUGCGGUUCUGAGCAACAAGAUCUCAAGGACAAAAGAUCUGUUGAGACCUGUUUUGUUUAAUCUAUGAAAAGGAAAUCAGAAAGAUGAAGCUCUGAUUCAACUGGGACAACUGACCAGGUGGGGUCUGAACUUCUGGUGUGAUUGUGCAUCUGAAUUCAAGAUAGAGGGCUAAACUGAAGUGUCAUGAUAAGGCUCAACUGAAGACUCAGACAGACCUUACAUGUUAUACUGAUGUGACUUAUCAAAACAAAAAAAGUCAGACUGAUAAGUACUGAUUCAGUUGUUCCAAAAUAUCGUUCUUUGUAAAGGCCUUUAUGUAAACAGCGAGCACAAGCUGUGUAAAUGGUCACAAGAGAUGUGACCGUCUGCUAAACUAGCACAUAUUAGCUUGGUUUUGUCUUGGAGAAUGUGAUUUAUAGAGUCAAUUUUAUUUUUAAUUAAAUCUUUAAGUAUUUUUAUAAAUAUAUUUUUCUUUGUUUUAAA